AUGUUUUUCAAGGCCGCUAUUGUCCUGGGAUUGCUCCCACAGGUACUGUAUGCCAGUGUUGCAACGACGUUCGCCACAACUACCACAUCCUCAGAAAAACACGAGCCGACCCAGCCGGGUAUACCAUCUAACUGUGACAAGUUCCAUCUUGUCGGGCCUGGGGAUCAGUGCGAUACCAUUGAAGCCAAGUACGGCAUUACUGACGCCCAAUUUAAAGCCUGGAAUCCCAGUAUUAACCCCGCAUGCACCAAUCUCUGGCUAGACUAUUAUGUUUGUGUCCACGUCCCGGAUACCACAACAACAAUUACUACUACGAGCAAGCCACCCGGACCUACGGACACUCCUCCCGAGCCUCGUAUGCCUGGCAUUGUGGACAACUGUAAGAAGUUCUACCUAGUCAAGGCCGGUGACGACUGUUACUCUAUCGACACUGCUGCGGGCAUCACCUUCGCUCAGUUCCGCUCGUGGAACACGAUGAUCGAUGCUGCCUGCUCUAAUCUGUGGGUGGAUUACUACGUCUGUAUAGGUGUCUAG
Molecule: messenger RNA, 534 nt
Organism: Aspergillus bombycis
Lineage: Eukaryota; Fungi; Ascomycota; Eurotiomycetes; Eurotiales; Aspergillaceae
Product: LysM peptidoglycan-binding domain-containing protein
Exons: 2
Coding region: 1-534 (177 amino acids)
Source: RefSeq, a predicted model, not a curated record